Molecule: messenger RNA, 3072 nt
Organism: Nicotiana tabacum (common tobacco)
Lineage: Eukaryota; Viridiplantae; Streptophyta; Magnoliopsida; Solanales; Solanaceae
Product: kinesin-like protein KIN-13A
Biological process (GO): microtubule-based movement; microtubule depolymerization
Cellular component (GO): microtubule
Molecular function (GO): microtubule motor activity; microtubule binding; ATP binding
Source: RefSeq, a predicted model, not a curated record
UUUUAUCAAUUGCUUCAAAGCAAAUUCAUGAAUUUUGUUUUUUCAUUUUUUCAAAACUACAUUUCUCUCAGAUCUGUUUCUAGAAAUUUCUAUUCAAUUUUUUAGGUUGAAAUUGAUUGGUUUACGGUUCCUUUCAACUUUGCUGGAUUUACACGUGAUAUGCACGUGAUUUUGCCGCUUUGAUUUCGACGUUUUCCCUCUCAAAUUGAGUAAUAGAUUUUGAAAAAUUGGCUCCGCAACGCCGAUCACAGCGCCAUAUGGGCGGCCAAAUGCAGCAGAGCAAUGCGGCAGCGGGUACUGCUCUAUACGAUCAUCCUCCGGGCAAUGCGAGCCCCACUGGUGAUGCGGGAGAUGCUGUCAUGGCGCGAUGGCUUCAGUCUGCCGGGUUGCAGCAUUUGGCCACUACCGGUGUCGAUCAACGUCUGCUUCCGAACCUACUUAUGCAGGGAUAUGGAGCACAGUCUAUGGAAGAAAAACAGAGGCUUUUCAAAUUGAUGAGAAACCUCAACCUAAAUGGCGAAUUUGCUUCUGAUCCAUAUACUCCAACAGCCCAAAGUCCAGGAGGGUUUGGAGCAUCGGAUGGCUUUUAUUCUCCUGAGUUCAGAGGAGACUUCGGAGCUGGGCUGUUGGAUCUUCAUUCCAUGGAUGACACGGAGCUUUUAACUGAGCAUGUAAUUUCAGAACCCUUCGAGGUGUCACCUUUCAUGUCGGGGGUAAAUAAAGCAUUUGAUAGUGACAACGAUCAACAGCAAAAAGCACAACCAGAGACGGAUGCUGCAGCUGGAUUAUCCACAAUUGAAAAAGAAAAUAAUGCAAGAGAAAACAAUGUGGCGAAGAUUAAAGUAGUGGUGCGUAAGAGACCUUUAAACAGGAAGGAAGUUGCUCGGAAAGAGGAUGACGUUGUCACUGUAUCUGACAAUGCUUUCCUCACAGUCCAUGAACCCAAACUUAAGGUGGACUUGACUGCUUAUGUUGAGAAGCAUGAGUUCUGUUUUGACGCUGUUCUAGAUGAGCAUGUUACAAAUGAUCAGGUUUAUCGAGCCACCGUGGAACCAAUUAUCCCAACCAUCUUUCAGCGCACAAAAGCUACAUGCUUCGCUUAUGGCCAGACAGGGAGCGGUAAGACAUACACGAUGCAACCAUUGCCUCUUAGAGCUGCAGAGGAUCUUGUUAGAUUGUUGCAUCAGCCAAUUUAUCGUAAUCAGAAGUUCAAGCUGUGGCUCAGCUUUUUUGAAAUAUAUGGUGGAAAACUGUUCGAUCUUCUUGGUGAUCGGAGGAAACUUUGUAUGAGGGAAGACGGGCGGCAACAGGUUUGCAUUGUUGGACUCCAGGAAUUUGAAGUUUCAGAUGUGCAGAUUGUAAAAGAGUAUAUUGAGAGGGGAAAUGCUGCAAGAAGUACUGGAUCAACUGGUGCAAAUGAGGAAUCGUCAAGAUCACAUGCGAUAUUGCAGCUUGUUGUCAAGAAACAUAAUGAGGUCAAGGAAUCUAGAAGAAAUAAUGAAGGAAAUGAGUCCAAGGGUGGGAAAGUUGUCGGCAAGAUUUCUUUUAUUGAUCUUGCUGGUAGUGAGAGAGGUGCAGACACAACUGAUAAUGACCGACAAACAAGGAUUGAAGGAGCAGAAAUUAACAAGAGUUUGUUGGCUCUUAAAGAGUGUAUCCGUGCUCUCGACAAUGACCAGAUUCAUAUUCCAUUCCGUGGCAGCAAACUUACUGAGGUGCUUCGUGACUCCUUUGUCGGAAACUCAAGAACUGUUAUGAUUUCCUGCAUUUCUCCUAAUGCAGGAUCAUGUGAACAUACACUCAAUACAUUGAGAUAUGCUGACAGGGUAAAAAGUCUAUCCAAAAGUGGUAACGCAAAGAAAGAUCAGAGUGCAAUUUUAAUACCCCCUACAUUCAAGGAAAUGUACUCAGUGCCAACUUCGGCUGUUUCUGCUGGAGCAAGAGAUGCUUAUGAGCAACCUCAAGAGUCUAUACUAUCAGAAGUAAGCAGAAGGACAGGUUUUGAUAAACAACCCUCUAGUGUUGGUUCAAAUCUUACCGUCACUGGUUGGGAGGAAAGUGGGGCAAAUUCUGGUGGUAUGGACAGGGACAGGGACAGGUUUGAGGUGAAGAAUGCCUAUGGUAUUUCAGCUGGUCAAAAACUGUAUUCUACAACCAGCUUGCAAAGUUCUGAUGUAGAAGAAAAGGUGCCGAAAGUGUCGCCACCUGGGAGGAAAGUAUAUAGGGAUGAGAAACCUGAAAAGCUAGAACGGCCAGGAAAUUGGUCAAGAAAAGAUUUCUUAAGCGCUGAUUCAUCUUCUACAAGUUAUAGACAACAACCUACGAGUAUCCCCACAAAAAGUAAUGGAUCAAGACAAAAUGAAGCUUCUUCACCCCCUCGUGAUGAAAAUAUCAAUGAAAUACUAGAGGAAGAAGAGGCCCUAAUAGCUGCCCAUAGGAAAGAAAUUGUAGAUACAAUGGAGAUUGUUAGUGAAGAAAUGAAACUGUUGGCAGAAGUUGAUCAACCUGGAAGUCGCAUUGACAAUUAUGUGACACAGCUAAGCUUUGUGCUAUCUCGCAAAGCAGCAAGUCUGGUCAGCCUUCAGGCUCGCCUUGCAAGGUUCCAGCAUCGACUGAAAGAGCAGGAAAUACUGAGUAGAAAGAGGGUACCGCGUUAGGCAUGAAUCUUUACAACAUAUGUGGCAUCAAUUUACUUGUAUUUACUCUCCCCUUUGUAAUCCCUGCAAGAUAGGUUAAUUCUCUCUUCCAUAAAAUUGUUGUAAACAAAUGAUAAAUCAGGUGAAGAAUCACUGUGCAGAUUUUUUACUAAAUAGAAGAAAGAAAACAGUGUUGUCCUCUCAUGAGCUUGAACCUGCUGAAACUACCAGAUGUUAAUGUUUACUCUCGUAUUCUCCGUGCUCCUCUAGAUAUGAGUACUCAGAAGAAGCAAGAAAGGCAUCGCAGAACUUGUAAAUUCACUAUGAUCAUAAUUAUACGGACUUCUGAAGAUUGAUCGGUCCAAUUUAUAGGGAUCAGGGAUGUAUUUCCUACGUAUUAGAUGUUUGAUUACAUCUGAAAAAACUUCUAAGAUUA